ACGCGCUGAGUCACCGACCAAUGGGACCCACCCCUAGCCCGGCACGUCGGAAGGCCACUACCGCAGUGUGCGCCCCAAAAUCGCCGCCGUCCCCCGUCUCACUCCCCGCCGUUCUCCUCCUCCUCCGCCGCCGCCGCCGUCCCGCCCGCCCGCCGCCACCGCCCACAUGUGGGAGCGCGGCAGGCUACCCCGCAAGCCGCGACCGUCCCCUAUCCUCGUGCCGCCGCCGCCGGCGUCCCCGCCGCCCCCGCCCCGCCUCCUCGCCUUCCUCCUCCCUAGAUCCCUCCUCUCGCUCGCCGCCCGCGCCAUGCCGUCGCGCCGCCCGUCUCCCCUGCUCCUCCUCCUCCUCGCGCUCGCGCUCGCCUUCCUCUUCCUCCUCCUCUCCCCAUCCGCGCCCUCCGCCUCCCACCUCUCCAGCUCCCUCGCCUCCGCCGCCGCCGCCGUUUCCACUCCCGCGUCCUCCCCUCCCGCCCCCGUCAAGAUCUACAUGUACGACCUCCCCGCCAAGUUCACCUACGGCGUCGUCCGCAGCUACAUGGCGGCGCGCGCCCGGGCGGGGGCGGCGGGCGCGGCAUCGGCGAUUCCCGACGACGAGCUGCGGUACCCGGGGCACCAGCACUCGGCGGAGUGGUGGCUCUUCAAGGACCUCAGGCGCCGCGGGCCACUCGACCGCCCCGUCGCCCGCGUCGACGACCCGGCCGACGCCGACCUCUUCUACGUGCCGUUCUUCUCCUCCCUCAGCCUCGUCGUCAACCCGAUCCGCCCAUCGGCGGCCGCCGCCAAUGCGUCCGACGCGGCGGAGCCCGCGUACAGCGACGAGUCCACGCAGGAGGAGCUGCUGGUGUGGCUGGAGCGGCAGCCGUACUGGCGACGGCACCAGGGGAGGGAUCACGUGUUCAUCUGCCAGGAUCCGAACGCGCUCUACAGGGUGGUGGAUCGGAUCAGCAAUGCUGUGCUCCUGAUCUCCGACUUCGGGCGGUUGCGUAGUGAGCAGGCAUCUCUCGUCAAGGAUGUUAUCCUGCCCUACGCGCACCGAAUCAACUCCUUCCAAGGCGAUGUGGGAGUCGAAAGCCGGCCUUCAUUGCUAUUCUUCAUGGGCAACCGGUAUCGAAAGGAGGGUGGGAAGGUGCGUGAUACGCUGUUUCAAGUUCUUGAAAAUGAGGCAGAUGUAAUCAUAAAACAUGGAGCCCAGUCAAGGGAGAGUAGGCGUAUGGCUACACGAGGAAUGCACUCAUCCAAAUUCUGCCUCCAUCCUGCUGGAGAUACUCCCUCGGCAUGCAGAUUGUUUGAUGCGCUUGUCAGUUUAUGUGUUCCUGUUAUAGUCAGCGAUUACAUUGAAUUACCAUUUGAAGAUGUUAUAGAUUACAGAAACAUAUCAAUAUUUGUUGAGACAAGCAAGGCUGUACAGCCUGGAUUUUUAACAUCAACACUUCGAGGAAUCAGUUCACAGAGGAUUCUAGAGUACCAGAGAGAAAUAAAAAAGGUAAAACAUUAUUUUGAGUAUGAAGAUCCAAACGGACCAGUGAAUCAGAUAUGGCACCAAGUUUCUUCAAAGGCACCAUUGAUCAAGCUGUUGAUUAACCGCGAUAAACGCCUAGUUGAAAGAGGUACCAAUGGAACAGAUUGCUCGUGCAUCUGUUCGACCACGAAGGAACUUCUACGUAAAUAAGAUGGUUCUCAUCUCCUGGACGAACCCAAGUUUUGUGGACGACCCUUCUGAUUGAGUACAGUACCUGAAUUUUGGCUGACGCUGAGCUCUGUAACUAUGUGCAGCGAGGAUCCUAACAAUUUGUUUUGAUUGCUAAGCGCCCAUUUCCUGCUGAUUUUUCUUCAAUUUUCAGUAGAUAUUAGAAUGUUGUGAACAAUAUAACACCACUGGUGCCCCUGGCUAAAGCAGAAGUAUAUCAUUGUUUUCUUUUGUACGUGUGACUUAUAUACAUCCUACAUUCCUUUUUCUCCCAAGGAUGUUACCCUCAAGUUUA
Messenger RNA from Oryza sativa Japonica Group (Japanese rice), 1982 nucleotides. Its product is annotated as probable arabinosyltransferase ARAD1. Lineage: Eukaryota; Viridiplantae; Streptophyta; Magnoliopsida; Poales; Poaceae. Gene Ontology annotation, molecular function: glycosyltransferase activity. The record is from RefSeq and is a predicted model, not a curated record.